Nymphaea colorata (pocket water lily) is the source of this 2532-nucleotide messenger RNA. RefSeq names its product transcription factor E2FB-like. The record is from RefSeq and is a predicted model, not a curated record. Gene Ontology annotation, molecular function: protein dimerization activity; RNA polymerase II cis-regulatory region sequence-specific DNA binding; DNA-binding transcription factor activity, RNA polymerase II-specific. Gene Ontology annotation, cellular component: RNA polymerase II transcription regulator complex. Gene Ontology annotation, biological process: regulation of transcription by RNA polymerase II. The coding region runs from base 333 to 1766 and encodes 477 amino acids. The transcript is spliced from 14 exons. NCBI's taxonomy places the organism in Eukaryota, Viridiplantae, Streptophyta, Magnoliopsida, Nymphaeales, Nymphaeaceae.
UUCCCUCCUUCCCUCCCCUGCCUCUCCACCCCACUCCCGCUUCCUCCCUCUCUCUCUCUCCAAACCCUAAAAAUUCCCUCCAUUUUUGCUUCCUUCCCCGAUCGCCACCCUCCCGAUCUCCGUCUUCUGAAUCUCCCCUCGAUCUCUCGUUGUCAGUAUUCUCUCUUCAUUUUCCCGCCUUUCUAAUAAUGCCUCCGAUCUCGAACAGUGCGUCGGACGGCGCACUGAGCCCCCGAUUCCAACGGGCAUGUGGGAUCCUGCCAAGUUGAAGACAGACGGCGAGCGAUCCGACUGGCGCAGGCCGAGGGAGAGUCUUAGAAGCGAAGCUUCUGAUGGCGGAACACCGCGGCCUUGGCGGUCUGCAGCGGCAUCCGCCCGGACCUACUGCUCAGCCUCUGAAGAGACACCUCCCGUUCGCGUCCUCGAAGCCUUCUUUUGCCUGUCCCAACGAUUAUCAUCGCUUCCCUGAUGGGAGCGGAACGGGGGCCGUGGCAGACGAGGAAGCGGAUGCGAUCGUCGUGAGGACGCCGUUAAAACGGAAGGCUGAAGUAGAAGAACAUGAAGCUGAAUCUAGUGAUUAUACAACUGGUCAAGGUUACACUGAGGUGGUGAACAGUCCCAUGACUACUCCUAUAUCAGGAAAGGGUGGAAAGGUCUAUGGCAAAGGAAAAGUUUCAAAAAAUAUGCAAUCUGGCCCUCAAACACCCACAUCAAAUGCUGGGUCACCAGCUGCCAGUACACUGACUCCAGUAGGGACAUGUCGCUAUGAUAGCUCCCUAGGCCUUUUGACGAAAAAGUUCAUCAAUUUGAUGAAGCAAGCUGAAGACGGUGUUCUAGAUCUGAACAUUGCAGCAGACACUUUGGAGGUGCAGAAAAGGCGCAUAUAUGACAUUACAAAUGUCCUGGAGGGAAUAGGACUUAUAGAAAAGAAGUUAAAGAACAGAAUACGUUGGAAGGGAUUGGAUGCUUCUAGGCCUGGAGAUGUUGAUGAUGACAUCACACGUUUACAGACAGAUGUUGAAAACCUUGCCCUUGAGGAGCAUAGACUAGAUGAGCGUAUAAGUGAAAUGCAAGAAAGGUUGAGGGAGCUAAGUGAGGAUGAGAACAACAAAAAGUUGUUGUAUGUGAAAGAGGAAGACAUAAUGGGAGUCCCAUGCUUUCUGGUACACUGGUCUAAUAGGGAUACUCUAAUUGCAAUUAAAGCACCUCAUGGUACUACGUUGGAAGUUCCAGAUCCUGAUGAGGCUGUUGAUUAUCCUCAAAGAAGAUACAGGAUGGUUCUUAGAAGUACCAUGGGACCAAUAGAUGUUUACCUUCUCAGUCGAUACGUGAAAUUUGAGGUGACUGAUGUUGCUGCACAACAAAUUCUGCCACCUGCCGCUUCUCCAAAGUCUGCUGACAUGGUUAAUCAGGCAGAAAUGGCAACACAAGUAAAUAUGGCAACAGACACAGAAACCAUGCAUCAAGACUUGCAAAGCACAUCUCCUGAUGUGAAUGCUGCACAUGAUUCUGUAGGAGGGAUCAUGAAAAUUGUCCCCUCAGACAUUGAUAGUGAGGAUUAUUGGCUGCAAAUGGAUCCUGGUAUCAGCAUCACUGAUAUGUGGAAGGCAGAAUCUGAAAUGAUGUGGGAUGGGAUGGAUAGAAUGGAAGUGGAUGGGUUUGGCAUCGGUGAUGUUAUCUCACAACCACCACAGCCACAUACCCCAUCUUCUAGUGUUGUUGAGUUGCCACAUAGUUCACAGGUAUCCACGCCAACUAGGAGAUGAGUUAAGAGCAAAUCACUAUGGACCACUUAAUGCCUAAAUAUGCCACUCAGCUCGCCCAUUUUGAGUAUGACUGCACGUAACUCACUGACGGGCAACCUUGCUGAAUGUUUGUUCCAGUAGGGUUUGGAGCUGAUAUAAAUGGUGGUCAGCUGGCUGUACAGGUUCUAAAAUUCCUUCUUAUAGUUUGAAGUUGAAUAACGAAAGAUGCAGAAGUUGCAUGAAGGCAUCCUUGAAGCUUCUCAAAUUUCUUUCAUUAGUUUCAAAACUAACCACUAACGAGGUUAGUUGGCAACACCACAACUCCACAAGCGAGAACGUGGUUAAAUUUACAUGCGUGAAUGUCAGAUGUUUGUGAGACCUACAGCUCAAAAGGGUUCAUGACAUGCUCGUUGCAUCUUUUUCCUUGGCCACGUUUUCUAUCAAUUCUGGAACAGUGGGAAUGAAUGCUGCAGUUGCAAGCAACCUGAGAGGAAUUGCUGCUUUAUCUGCAGCACACAGAGCAAAGGUGCCAACUUUGUCUCUAGUCGCCCUUGGGUGAUUUCGACCUGUACUCAAUUUGUUCUCUCCACCUUGCUGAAAUAUCUUUGUGAUCUUUACCUCAAUGAAUUUGCUGUCCUGCCAUGUGGUGUAAUAUAUGUCCAUCAUCUGUGUAAUUUUAUAGCCUUUUAUGUAAUUGGAAAGGAACAAUUUUCUUGUAACAGUGCUUGUACAUUUAUGGCAGCUAUCAUUACGUGUGACCUAGUUUAAGAGGGAGAUUUAUAUUUCA